Castor canadensis (American beaver) is the source of this 956-nucleotide messenger RNA. RefSeq names its product thioesterase superfamily member 6 (gene Them6). NCBI's taxonomy places the organism in Eukaryota, Metazoa, Chordata, Mammalia, Rodentia, Castoridae. The record is from RefSeq and is a predicted model, not a curated record.
UUAGGCGGGGCUCCGGCCCGCGGCUCUGCGGCAUCCGGAGAGGCUCCCCCUCAGCCGGCUGAGCGAGGUGGUGUGCUCCAGCCCGCAGCGCUAGCGGUCUCCGGGGCAGGCGGGUAGCUGGCUGCGGCACAGCGGCCCCGGCCCGCAACGAGCGCAGAGGGGCCCCGUUGUACCCCGCGCCUUCCGGCGCCGCCGCCGCCGCGAUGGUGGGGCUGCUGGUGGCGUUGCUGGCUCUCGCGCUUGCCUUCUUCGCUCUGCUGGACGGAUGGUACCUGGUGCGCGUGCCGUGCGCCGUGCUGCGCGCGCGCCUGCUACAGCCGCGCGUCCGCGACUUGCUGGCUGAGCAAAGCUACUCAGGACGCGUGCUGCCCUCGGACUUGGACCUGCUGCUGCACAUGAACAACGCGCGCUACCUGCGCGAGGCCGAUGUGGCCCGCGCCGCGCACCUGACGCGCUGCGGGGUGCUCGGAGCACUGCGCGAGUUGGGGGCGCACGCCGUGCUGGCCGCCUCGUGUGCGCGCUAUCGCCGCUCCCUGCGCCUGCUCGAGCCCUUUGAGGUGCGCACCCGCCUGCUGGGCUGGGACGACCGCGCCUUCUAUCUGGAGGCACGCUUCGUCAGCCUGCGCGAUGGCUUCCUAUGCGCACUGCUGCGCUCCCGGCAGCACGUGGUGGGCACCUCGCCGGAUCGAGUGGUGCAGCACCUAUGCAAGCGCAGGGUAGAGCCCCCGGAACUGCCGGAAGACUUACAGCACUGGAUUGCCUACAACGAGGCCAGCAGCCAGCUGCUCCGUGCUGAGAGUGGGCUCAGUGACACCAUCAAGGACCAGUGACCGCCACUUCUGCACCCCGCCUGCCCUGCCUGUCACCCUGUCCCACAGAAUGGACAGGCUGGCUGGGCUCCUAGCUGGAGUGGCUUUCUGACCCCCUUUACCCGCUUGACCCGCUCUCUGCUGGAC